GGGCGGGCUCGGGGAGGUUGGUUGGAGCGUCGUAGAAGCCGAGAGGUCCGGGAAAGUUUCUUUGGAGGUGCGGCCGGGAGUGGCCAUGUCCCACGGUCCCAAGCAGCCCGGCGCGGCUGCCGCGCCGGCGAGCGGCAAGGCUCCAGGACAGCAUGGGGGCUUCGUGGUGGCUGUCAAGCAAGAGCGCGGCGAGGGCCCGAGGGCCGGAGAGAAGGGGUCCCACGAGGAGGAGCCGGUGAAGAAGCGAGGCUGGCCCAAAGGCAAGAAGCGGAAGAAAAUCCUGCCGAAUGGGCCCAAGGCACCUGUCACCGGCUACGUGCGCUUCCUGAACGAGCGGCGCGAGCAGAUCCGGACGCGCCACCCGGACCUGCCCUUUCCUGAGAUCACCAAGAUGCUGGGCGCCGAGUGGAGCAAGCUGCAGCCGGCGGAGAAGCAGCGGUACCUAGACGAGGCUGAGCGGGAGAAGCAGCAGUACAUGAAGGAGCUGAGGGCGUACCAGCAGUCAGAAGCCUACAAGAUGUGCACAGAGAAGAUCCAGGAAAAGAAGAUCAAGAAAGAGGACUCCAGCUCCGGGCUCAUGAAUACCCUUUUGAAUGGACACAAGGGUGGAGACUGUGACGGCUUCUCCACUUUCGACGUCCCCAUCUUCACGGAAGAGUUCUUGGACCAAAACAAAGCGCGGGAGGCGGAGCUGCGGCGCCUGAGGAAGAUGAACGUGGCCUUCGAGGAGCAGAACGCGGUGCUGCAGAGGCACACGCAGAGCAUGAGCAGCGCGCGCGAGCGCCUGGAGCAGGAGCUGGCGCUGGAGGAGCGGCGGACACUGGCGCUGCAGCAGCAGCUCCACGCGGUGCGCCAGGCGCUCACCGCCAGCUUCGCCUCGCUGCCGGUGCCGGGCACAGGCGAGACGCCCACGCUCAGCACCCUGGACUUCUACAUGGCGCGGCUGCACGGUGCCAUAGAGCGCGACCCCGCGCAGCACGAGAAGCUCAUCGUCCGCAUCAAGGAGAUCCUGGCCCAGGUCGCCAGUGAGCAUCUAUGAGGGUGUCUGCUGCCCCAUGAUCCAGAGAAGACCAAGCCCUGGUCACGGCCCCUCCCCCACCCCCACCCCAUGGAGGAGGGGUGUGGGUCCAUCCUUUGGGGCCAGGCCCAGUCCUGCACCUUGGGGGCUCC
This is a messenger RNA of Globicephala melas (long-finned pilot whale), 1170 nucleotides long. It is a transcript of the gene HMG20B, whose product is annotated as high mobility group 20B. The record is from RefSeq and is a predicted model, not a curated record. Gene Ontology annotation, cellular component: nucleus. NCBI's taxonomy places the organism in Eukaryota, Metazoa, Chordata, Mammalia, Artiodactyla, Delphinidae. Gene Ontology annotation, biological process: regulation of gene expression.